AUGCAUUCUACUGCCAACAGUCUCUCCAGUGGGAGUUCGCCAUGUUCGAAGGCCUUUCUCAAAGCUGCAUGUGAACAGGCAGCAAAGACACGCCGAUACUCAUCAGAAGCUACUCGGGCAGAGAUCGUCCAGCAAUUUCGACGCGUUUUCGACGAUCUGGAGCUGUAUGACUGGCAGGUCGAUGUCACGGAGGCCUUGUUGCUUGGAAUGGACUGCACGGUGAUCGGUGGUACGGGUGCGGGAAAGACCAUGCCAUUUGUCAUGCCUCUGCUCUUGGACCAGACGAAGAAGAAGAUGGUUUUGAUCAUCUCCCCUUUGAAUGAGCUGGAGUAUGAUCAGGAGGCACGCUUUGUGAAGCUCGGCAUCACUGCAACCGCUGUUAACGGAGAUGUCUACGACAAGCGGCUCCACAAGGUGUGUGGUUUUUGUGCUCUACUACACAGGUAUUCUUAA
Messenger RNA from Laetiporus sulphureus 93-53, 453 nucleotides. RefSeq lists its product as uncharacterized. The transcript has 2 exons. The record is from RefSeq and is a predicted model, not a curated record. Gene Ontology annotation, molecular function: ATP binding; nucleic acid binding. Bases 1 to 453 code for a protein of 150 amino acids. Lineage: Eukaryota; Fungi; Basidiomycota; Agaricomycetes; Polyporales; Laetiporaceae.